AUGCCAAAGUACGGACCAGUGAAGAUAACCAACAACACCAUCAUGGAUGAAGCCCAUGAUGCUACCCUGGCUGAGGUUGCCUUGGCUGAUCCAAUCUUGCUAGGUAAGAUUGACAAACUGUUUGCCUGCAAUGUCGGUGAAUACAUCAGCCUUCCCCAGCUUGUUGCUGUCGGUGAUCAAUCUAGUGGCAAGAGUUCAGUCCUUGAAGGCCUGACAGGCUUGAUUUUCCCUCGCGAUAGUGGUCUCUGCACACAAUUUGCAACUCAAAUUAUCUUUCGCCGCAUGAAAAACCUGGACCGUCGCGAAAUCUCAGCUAGCAUCAUACCGGACCUAAGCGUCAUGCCAGAGCAAGAACACAAGUUGCGAGCGUGGAGUGCAUCGGGUACUCAUACAAUGACAGCAUCCGGAUUUUCCAAAAUGAUGCAAGAGGUUCACGACUUAAUGGGUCUUUCGACCCGUUCUGGCGAUAGCGAACCCACUUUCUCCAACAGCGUGCCGCGGCUUGAAAUCUGUGGUCCGGAUGAGGAUCAUCUCAGUGUGAUCGAUGUUCCUGGAAUUUUCAAGAAUACUACUAUGGGCUCCACGACAAAGGCAGACAUGGUCCUUGAGAUCAUUGAGAUGGCCCAUGAAUUGGACCCAACUGGCGCUCGGACUCUUGGAAUCAUGACGAAACCUGACCUUGUUGACAAAGGUGCCGAAGAUAAAGUGAUAGAUCUGAUUGAGAAUGGAAGUACGACUGGACAGCUUGGCCGUGUCUCAAGCGACAACUAUGGCAUCAGUACGCUGCGAGCCCGACUGAAGGAGCUUCUUACUUCCAAUGUUCGCCGGGUUUUCCCUGAAGUACGUGUCGAACUCUCCAAAAAACUGAAGGAAGCCACCAAGGCUCUCGACGCUCUUGGGAUUGAGCGUCAUUCGGCAGAACAACAGAGAAGAAUUCUUUUGGACAUUGUCGCCGAUUUCCAGAGUAUCACCCGACAUGCCCUAUCUACAGAUUACGGCUCAACCGAUAUCUUCAACAACGAGGAACUACGCCUGGCUACCAUGAUCUCCACCCGAAAUUCCAGGUUUUCUAAAGACAUGGCAAUUCGGGGUCACGAAUACAACUUUGUCUCCGGUAAUGUAGAUAGUGAGGACGAGCAACAAAAACAGUCAAAAGAGAACGGGAAGCUCAUUCUGUCAUAUGAUGCUACAAUUUUCAAGUCUGACGCGAGUCGAAAGCUCCCAGAUUUUCCUGAUAUUCAGGAAAUACUUGAAAGUCCCAAGCUUGUGCCAGCUCCUCGUUCCUUUGGAAUUCAUACCUGGACUGACCAGGUGUACAGUAGCUCCAGGGGCUUUGAAAUUGGGACGUUCAAUCCCACAAUUGUGUCGACUCUGUUCAAGCAACAGACUGCGAAAUGGCCAUCAAUUGGAAUGGGCUACAUUAGUGAUAUUAUCAUCAUCCUUCACCAAUUUAUUGUUCGAAUUCUUGAUACCAUCUGUGUUGAUAAAGGCAUAGCUGCCAGUAUCAUUUCUCUGAUUAUGGACGAACUGACAGACCGUUAUCGUCUGGCCCAAGAGCGGGUCAAGUUCCUCCUCACUGUUGAGCGCGAGGGUACCCUCAUGACCAUGAAUCACUACUUGAAUGACAAUUUGCAAAGAUGUUGUCAGAAUCGCCUUUGUGCUGCAAUGGCAUUGUUGACCCUCCAAGACUCCAAAUACGGGGAAGUUGCCGCCGACUACUACCUGAUUACCGGACCGCAGACACCUAUCAAUCUCCUCUCUCCGACCUGGGUCAAUGAUCUAUCUAGCAAUAAGCUCAGGGGGAUUGCGGGUGAAAACGCGAACAUUUUACGCAAGAGGCACCAGUUGCGAAAGCAGAUUGAAGAUCUUGAGGCUGGGAAGAAGGUUCUUGCGAGUUGA
Penicillium malachiteum is the source of this 1899-nucleotide messenger RNA. RefSeq names its product Dynamin. The transcript has 7 exons. NCBI's taxonomy places the organism in Eukaryota, Fungi, Ascomycota, Eurotiomycetes, Eurotiales, Aspergillaceae. Gene Ontology annotation, molecular function: GTP binding; microtubule binding; GTPase activity. Gene Ontology annotation, cellular component: microtubule; membrane; cytoplasm. The coding region runs from base 1 to 1899 and encodes 632 amino acids. The record is from RefSeq and is a predicted model, not a curated record.